This is a messenger RNA of Pelodiscus sinensis (Chinese soft-shelled turtle), 2713 nucleotides long. The record is from RefSeq and is a predicted model, not a curated record. Lineage: Eukaryota; Metazoa; Chordata; Testudines; Trionychidae.
AUGGGUCCCGCUAGGGAAGGACGCAGCCUCUUCUCUCCGCCGCGCCUCUUCUACCUUUGCUGGCUGCUCUCGGCCGCCCUGUGCAAGACGGUGCGGUACCGCACGUACGAGGAGGACCCGCCGGGCACGGUCAUCGGCACUUUGGCUGAAGACGGCGCGCCUGCCGGCGCGGGGGUGGCCUACGUCAGCGAGGCGGCGGCGCGCGACAGCCUGGUGGCGCUGGUCAGCACCUCGGACAGGGACUCGGGCCCCAACGGGCAGGUGCGCUGCGCCCUCUACGGGCACGAGCACUUCGCGCUGCAGCGCGCCUACGCCGACAGCUACGUGCUCGUCACCGCCGCGCCGCUGGACCGCGAGCGCGUCGCCGAGUACAACCUGACGCUGGUGGCCGAGGACCUGGGCGCGCCGCCCUUCAAGACCGUGCGGCACGUGACGGUGCGCGUGAGCGACGAGAACGACAACGCGCCGCGCUUCGCCAAGCCCGCCUACGAGGUGGCGCUGCUGGAGAACAACCCGCCCGGCGCCUACGUCGCCACCGUGGUGGCCCGCGACCCCGACCUGGGCCGCAACGGGAAGGUCCUGUACCGGCUGCUGGAGAGCCAGGUGCUGGGCGCCCCCGUCUCCACCUACCUCUCCGUGGACCCGGCCACCGGCGCCGUCUACGCCCUCAGGACAUUCAACUACGAGAUCCUCAAGCAGCUGGACCUGAGGAUCCAGGCGAGCGACGGGGGCGCCCCACCGCUGUCCAGCAGCACCCUGGUCAAGGUGAGGGUGGUGGACCAGAAUGACAAUGCCCCGGUCAUCACCCACCCCGUGCUCACCAAUGGGUCGGCAGAGAUCGAGGUCUCCAGCAAGGCAUCCCCCGAUUCCCUGGUGGCUCAAAUCAAAGCCAGAGACGCGGACGAUGGGGUCAAUGCCGAGCUCACUUUCUCCUUCGUAGAGGAGCAGCAGCCAGAGCUCUUCGCCAUCAACAAGAAGACGGGUGAGAUCGUGCUCCGGGGGGACCUGUCUGAAGAACUGGGGCAGGUAUUCAAAGUCAUCCUCACAAUUACCGACAAUGGGAGGCCCCCUCUUGCCACCACAGCCACAGUCAAUUUCCUGGUGACUGCCACCGCACCCUCCAGCAGCCAGGAGAUGGCCAAGCCCAGCUCCUGGGAGGGGAAGGCUGUGGAGUGGGACAUUCCCCUUAUUGUCAUCAUCGUCCUAGCCGGGAGCUGCACCUUGCUGCUGGUGGCCAUCAUCACCAUUGCAACCACCUGCAACAAGCGCAAGAAGGAGUCCGAGAUCAAGAACAACAGCCCCCUCACAGAGCAGAUUGACAUCUCCCAUCUAGAGAAGGGAAGGCAGGAGGAUGGCAGCCCCAGAGGGAAUGUGUUUGAAGUGCAGUGCUUUCCCAGCAAAGCUUCUUUCACCAGCCCAACCCCCUCUCCACCUGCAGAAGAGGUCUCCUCUUCUGAGACCAGCACUGUGAAUACCUGUCUCUAUGAGGGUCAGAAACGACUAAGGGCGACUGAGCCCUAUGCUUCUGCUCCAAAUUAUAGCAAAGAGUCUGCCCCCCCUGUGGCCAUCUGGAAGGGUCAUUCUUUCAACACCAUAUCAGCCCGAGAAGCGGAAAAGUUCAGUGGCAAAGACAGUGGGAAAGGCGACAGCGACUUUAACGACAGUGAUUCUGACAUCAGCGGGGAUGCCCUGAAGAAGGACCUCAUCACUCACAUGCAGAAUGGAUUAUGGGCUUGUACUGCUGAAUGUAAAAUCCUGGGCCAUUCGGACCGCUGCUGGAGCCCAUCCUGUGGUCGAUCCAACCCUCACUCUUCUCCUCAUCCUUCAGCUCAGCUGUCCACCUUCUGCAAAAGCACCUCCUUGCCCAGGGACCCCCUUCAUAGGGACAACUACUACCAGGCCCAGCUGCCCAAGACAGUGGGACUGCAGAGUGUCUACGAGAAAGUGUUACACAGAGACUUUGACAGGACAGUCACAUUGUUAUCCCCUUCUCGCCCUGGGAGGCUUCCAGACCUUCAGGAGAUUGGGGUGCCCCUAUACCAAGCUCCUUCAACUAGAUACCUGGCCCCCCAGACUGACACCACUGAGAAGGUUUAAUGCAGCACGCUCCCCAUCCAAACACACACAUACACCUACACUACCAGGUCACUCUCAAGAGCCCUUAAGUUAUUGACCAGAUUCAGUGUUGUAGAUAUAAAUAUGCAAGAUGUGCCUUAAAAAUGAAGUUGUUGGGAAAGAUUUCCAAUCACGUCAGUACUGUUUGGUAUUUGCAAACAAAAAAUUGUUUGUAGUUAAUGUAAUUUUUAUGAAAUGUGCAGUAUUUAAUUUUUUUCCCUAUCCCUGUUCUUUUGCUUUUAGUUCACCUCUGGCCUGUUAUUUUUGUAGUGUUUUUAACCUGUAUAUUGUGUAAUGUAAUGUUUGUAUAUAAGGAAAAUUUGUUAUAUUUUUAUAUAAGAAAAGCUAAAAAUAAAAUUAUUGCCAAAGGACUUGUCUGAAAGACACAAAAAAAUAAUAUCCUGAAUACUUUAGAAUCAAGUAAGGGAAAUUCCUCCUUCAAAGUGUAAUAAAUAACCUAAGCAACCCAGUGUAUUGAGAAGUUUGCCUUGCCAAGUGUGACUUGUAUUUCUUAAGUCUGUGGUCAAUUUCAAGUUAAAUGUUAUUUAAUUCCAUUUGGUUUCUGUAAUCCAUGUCACCAAUAAACACACUAAUAAAG